AUGGGAAUAGUAGUAAGUAAGCCACAACACCGAGUUUCACUCGGGUCAAUUUUAGACAAUUCUUGUGAAACCAUACAAGAAAUUUCUGUCCGCACAGUUUAUCGGUUUGGAAAAAUAAUAGGAGCUGGUCACUUUGGAGUUGUCAGAGAAGCCUUCUCAUCAGACUCAUCACUCAAGGUUGCAAUUAAAUCAAUAUCCAAAGGUGCUAGCGACUACAGCAGAGCUAAAGUUUUAACUCCCCCUCCGUGAGCGAACCAAAAUUUUUGUUCGCUCACGAUCGGGAUUAAUUUUUUUUUAAAUUUAGAUUUCAUUGUAUUAAUUAUCACUUAUAUAUCAAUAUUUUGUUUCAUAAUGUUAAAAAUUUUUUGUUCGCUGGGUUUUUGAUAAAAAUUCAAUUUUUCCAAUGAUUUUGGCCGCUCUAGGAGGGAAGGAGUAAGAGAAGUGAAAAUGCUUAAAUCUGUAGACCAUCCAAAUAUUAUUAGAUUUUACGAAGCUUACGAGGAUGAAAAAAGUAUCCAUGUAGCUACUGAAUAUUGCGAAGGUGGACACCUAUGGGGCAGGAUGCUUACUUCCCCUCUAAGCAAACAAAAAAUUUUGUUUUCUUAUGUAGGUAAUUAUUUUUAAUAUAUAAAUUUAUAGUAAAAUUUGUUUUUUGAAAUUUAAAAACAUUCUAAAUCGCAAAAAUUGAAAGCAAAAUUAAUUUAAUGGAUAAAUUUAUGUUUUAAAAUGCAAGCUGUAUAAAAUUCAACAGAAUAGCUUAAUAUCAAAGUAUUUUUUAUAAAAUUUUUUUUUACUCAUGAUGUAGGUUUUUGGCUAAAAAAUAGUGAUUUUCUCAAAUAUUUUUUGCUCAAGGAUGGCGGAGUUAAGAAAGUCAAAUAUACUGAGACAGAAGCACAAGUUUUAAUCAAUCAAAUCCUUAUGGCUGUAAGAAAUAAAAUGAUAAUAUUGACAGAAUUUAGUCUCCGAGGCCCACGACCUAUGCUGCAUGCUGAUGAACUGAAAGCAGGGCCACUAUCCCUUUUUGAAGUGGUCUUCAGGCUUGGGAUGCCUUGUCGAAGAGGGAAGUUUUUGCUUCUCUCCCUAAAGUUUUCCUGCUCCUGUCAAAGUGGGGGUAUAGAAAUUGCCCGAGGAUGGCGCAAGAUAGCGCCAUCCUCGGGCAAUUUCUAUAGACAGGUUUUGUCUCUCACAUAAUCUCCAUCUAUCAGCGCACGGGAGAGUGAAAUUUUGGUCAGGCUAACAUCAUUUGCAAUCCGAUGUUUACGUACCCAGUAUAGCCCGCUUUUCCUAGAGUCAAGCUAGUCCAACUAAUGGGAUGCCGUUUAUGGCCUUUCCACAUUUUAGUCUAUACUUAUGGCUGUAAACUAUUUACACCUCCACAAAAUAGUUCACAGAGACAUAAAACCGGAGAAUUUUUUAUUUAUCUCCCCAGACCACGACGAAUUAAAAUUGAUUGAUUUUGGCUUUGCAAAAAAAUACAACAAAUUUUUAUCAAUGCAUAAGCAGCUUGGGACAUCUUAUUACAUAGCUCCAGAAGUUCUCAAAGGCAAUUACAACCAAAAAUGUGAUGAGUGGGGAAUAGGGGUAAUAAUGUAUACAAUGCUAUAUGGGGAAAUGCCAUUUUAUUGCCAAGAUUUAUUUUUUACAUUUGAUAAAAUAAAAAGAGGAUCAUUUAAUACAACUAGCGACAGUUGGAAUCAAAUUUCAUCCACAGGGAAAGACUUGAUAAAAAAAUUGCUGUCAGUGAACCCUUCAAAACGAAUUUCUGCUAAAAAAGCAUUAAAUCAUGAAUGGUUCCAUAUCUUUGCCGACAAUAAUCCUCUGAUUGAUAGCUCUCUAAUAGUCUCUUUCCAAGAGUAUUGCAAGUCUUCGCUAUUUUGUAAAGAGCUGUUGAAUUUGAUGAUUAAAAACAUAACUUUCGAUGAGUUAAGAGAACUAAACAAAUUAUUCUUAUUUCUACAUAUAAUUAAAAUACAUUUUUAUUCCAAUUUAAAGCUUUAUUAAUUAAAAACGGUUUAUUUAUCAAACUUGAUGAGGAAAAUAAAGGGAUGAUUUCCACAAAACAGCUACAAAAGCAUUUGCAGAGCUCGUCUAUAAGCAUUUCAGAAAAAAAAAUCAAAGAGCUUUUAAAAGAAAUUGAUACUGAUAAAGAUGGGAAUAUUAAUUAUACAGAAUUUUUAGCAGCUGCAGUAUGCUCAAAGCAUCAUUUUUCCCAAGAAGAAAUUUGGGCGAUAUUUGACCUUUUCGAUAUUGAAAGAAAAGGCUUUAUAACAGCAAAUGAUAUUAGAAGAACAAUAAAAAGAGAAGGCUGUGCAUUAGAUAAAGAUGUGGAAAGUAAAUUAAUUAAAACAAUUGAGAAAAAGGAAGCAAAAAUUGACUAUAAAAGAUUUUUGGAGAUCUUUAUGAAUGGUAUACAAAAGUAA
Blepharisma stoltei is the source of this 2420-nucleotide messenger RNA. NCBI's taxonomy places the organism in Eukaryota, Ciliophora, Heterotrichea, Heterotrichida, Blepharismidae. The record is from the annotation of a GenBank genome assembly.